GGAGUUUGUCUCUGUCAGAGGCUUGUUGUUGGGGCUUUUGCUAGGACUCAUCGAAGUGUGUGUGUGUGUGUGUGUUUAUGUAUCUGAUUGUGUAUCUGUAUCUGUUUACAGGAGACUGAACACCCUCAACAAGUGUGCCCUGAUGAGACUGGAGAUCUCCCCACAGAGAAAGAGAAGUGAGGAUUCAGACGAGGAAGAGCCAUGCGCCAUCAGUGGCCUUUGGACCUUCCAGCGGGACAGCAAGCGCUGGUCUCGCCUGGAGGAGCUGGAUGUCUUCUUCCUCCCGGGUGGAAACCAGCCGCCCUUCCCCCAGGUCCAGAGACCCUCGGCCGGUCAGGGGCAGCUCCGCGAGGGCCUGAGCUCGGAGAGUGUGCUGACGGAUCUCAGCGAGCAGCCUGAGGUGGCCUCGCUUCACAGCUGCGGGAGUGUGGGAGAGGGAGGGAUAGUCGAUGGUGCCACAUCUAGCGAUGCCACGCCAGCGGCGGGCGCCACCCGCGCCAACUCGAUGGCCAGCAUGUGCUCCUCCUCGGGCACGGGCGGGUCAUGCGGCGCCACCGAGGACUCGCUGUCUGACGGGCAUCCGCACUCACCACUGGAGACGACCCAAGGUCACUUCUCCUUCGACGGCAAGCCCAGUGGAAUUGUGGGAACAGGAGGGAUAGAAGGAGGAGGGAGCGAGACUAGAGGAGGGAAGAGCACGCGCUCACGGGCCAAGAGUUUCCUCAAGCGCAUGGAGAGCAUCAGACUGAGGAGCGCCACUUCCAAUAGCAAGAAGAAGAACGGAGGCGGGGGAAGACCUUCCAAACUGGAGAUCAGCGGGCCGGUCAUCAAAGAAGGACUAGACGACGACAAGCUACGGCGCCUCAAUUGCGUUGACAUCUCCACCCUCAACCCGACCCAAACCAUGACCCUGAACUGUAACAGGAGCGUAUCCUACUCCACGCAGACCAGCAGUGGCAGCAUGGGGAGCUCCGGAAGCACGGGCAGUAGCCAAUCAGAAGCAAGCAGCGGAAGCACCGUUAGCACCCCGAGCCCGGUGACACGAACCCGAAGCCACAGCACCGCGGUGGGAGCCAGUAAGAGAGGUGGGAUGUACCUGGAAGGUUUUGACCCGUUAAGCGUGUUCCUACAGCCGCCUGGAGAACAACAACCCCCAGGUUCAACCCAACCCAAAACCAGACAGAAACCACCUCAGCAACAGCCUAGUAACUGGAUAGUGGCUGAGCAAAACCAAAGCAAGCGUGGUCGCCUCAACGGAGAGAGGGAGGAGGAAGAGGAGGAAGAAGGCGUGAUUUUCUUCUACCUUCCCGAAGGCCACAAACCGGGCACAUUCCCCAAAGCGCUCAGCGACGGCAAACAACCACCGCAAAGUGGAAAUGCCGAUCCGCGCUAUCUCGGUAGUCGAUGCCAAACGCGUUGCGGCUCCACCGGCUCAGCGGACAGCCGCCUGAGUUUCUACGACAACGUGCCCAACGUGGCCUAUCAAGGUGAGGAAGACGAUGAAGUCAAUGAAGAAGGGGAGGGGCCAAAGUUGGAGGAUGUGCUGGAAUGUGUCAACGGCCUGCAGCGAUUCGUCAACGCCUGGACGGACAGGGUGGCAGCCGGAGAAGAGGAUGACGAAGAGGAAGAAGAUGAGGGGGAUUCGGAUUCGGCAUUGGAUUCAGCGUCUCCUUGUCCGUCCUCACCUUUGCAGAACCGGCUGGAGGAGACGGACAACGGGAGCGACCAGGACAGCACGGGUAACCCUCUGGGAGAAGGAGAGAGGGAAGAAGGAGAGGGGGAAGAAGGAGAGGGGGAAGAAGCCAUGAGGGAGAGGAGGGACUCCGGAGUGGGAGCCUCUCUCACCAGAUCUAACAGGCCUCAGAAACUGCGCUGGCCCAGUUUCCAGGCCUCCCACCGGCCCAGUCACUCCUGGGCCCAGCGGCAGAUGGGCUGCCAGUCAGUACUGCAGAUGAACCUGCUCCAGAAGCUCUGCCUGCUCCAGCUAACAGCCCUCCUGGAGAAACACACCCCCACCAACAAACACGGCUUCAGCUGGGCUGUGCCGAAGUUUAUGAAGCGGAUCAAGGUGCGGGACUACAAAGACCGAAAUGUGUUUGGAGUGCCUCUGCUGCUGAACGUCCAGCGUACGGGUCAGCCCCUGCCUCAGAGCAUUCAACAGGCCAUGCGCUAUCUACGCAGCCAAUGUCUGGACCAGGUGGGUCUCUUCAGGAAGUCGGGGGUUAAAUCACGUAUUCAGGCGCUCCGUCAGAUGAACGAAACAUGCGGUGCCGACGGAGGUGGAGUCAGUUACGAGGGCCAAUCAGCUUACGACGUGGCCGACAUGCUGAAGCAGUAUUUCCGGGACCUUCCAGAGCCGCUACUCACCAGCAAACUGUCUGAGACCUUCCUGCAGAUCUAUCAAUACAUGCCCAAGGAGCUGCGUCUUCAGGCUACGCGAGCGGCCGUGCUGCUGCUGCCAGACGAGAGCCGCGAGGCGCUGCAGACCCUCCUGUGCCUGCUGAGUGACGUCACCGCCGCCGUGGCAGAGAACCAGAUGACCUGCGCCAACCUGGCCGUCUGCCUGGCGCCUUCGCUCUUCCACCUUAACACGCUGAGACGCAAGGAGAGCUCCUCGCCACGGGGGAUGAACAGGAAGCAGCCGCUGGGUAAACCUGACCAGAGGGACCUCAACGAGAACCUGGCCGCCACCACCGGCCUGGCACACAUGAUCCAGGAGUGCAGGAAGCUCUUCAGGAUCCCAGAAGAGAUGAGUCGCUGCAGAAACUCAUACCAGGAGCAGGCCCUGACCCCCCUGAGGCUGGAGGAGCUAGGGGCUUCCUCUGGGGGGGGGGGACCCAUGGGAUGCAGGACCUACCUCCAGGACAGCCUGGACGCCCUUCUCAAAGAGGCCAAGGACAAGUUCAAAGGUUAUGACAGCUGCUCCACGCCUGAACUCGCCGAGCUGGCGUACAAGAAGGUCCACGAUGGCUCACCGCUGCGCCUGUGGAAGGCGUCCGUGGAGGUGCCUGCGGGUCCUGAGGAGGUGUUGACGCGGGUCCUCCGGGAGCAGGGCCGCUGGGACGAGGACCUGAUGGAGAGCCGUGUGGUGGAGACGCUAGGCGAUCGCACUGAGGUGUACCAGUACACCAGGAACACCAUGGCCCCCCACCCCACCAGAGACCACCUCGUGCUCAGGACGUGGGUGACAGACCUACCUAAGGGAGCGUGUGCGUUGGUGUGUACCUCAGUGGACCAUGACGGGGCAGCGUUACUGGGCGUGCGGGCCAAUGUGCUCACCUCACGCUACUUCAUCGAGCCAUGCAGCAGCAACAAGUCUCGCCUCACACACAUCUCCAGGGUCGACUGCAGGGGUCGGUUCCCAGAGUGGUACAAUAAACUGUAUGGACACCUGUGUGCCAGUGAGGUGGUGCGGAUACGCCAGUCCUUCACCACCCAGAUGGAUAAGUGAGGGCCAGGCAGCUCCACUUGACUUGGAGACCAAAGUCACAAGAAGGGGCGACACCCUGGAACCAGAAAGAGUCUCUAUCCACCCCCACCUCAGCCCCUAAUUCGCUACAGCCCUGAUGCUGGUUGGGGUUGACUGGGGGAGGACAACCCAUUGACUCAUUGACAUGAUUCAAGCUCUUGACAGACAUACCCUUGUGUCCUGGACAGAGAGACUUUGAACAGACUUUGUGGUCAUCCGUAGACUGUCAUCAACGGCCAGGUGGGGUUACUGCCUCCGAGGGGUCCUGCAAGGCCUGGAACGGCCAUGGACCCUCACAGUUCUUUCAGAGUUGUGUUAUGGUUCUUGUGCUAGGUGAUGUGUUGCGGGCGGCACGACCAAAGUAAAUGUGUCUGAAAUGGAAGUAUGGUGUCACUCAUCCAACAAGCAUAAUACCUUUACAGAGAGGAUGUGACAUCACCGUCAGAGGAUGUGAUGUCACGGAUUAGUUAAAAGAGAAUCUAUAGGGGAGGGGGGCUUCUGAUAAGAGAGAAGGUUGGUGUGUGGGUGUGAUGAAUGGUUGAUUAAUUUCAUGCACUGGCUCCCAGCUGCAAUAUAGUGUGUAUAUACUAUAUCCUGCAUCUGUUCAUGUUGCUUUUUCCUGUUUCCUCUCUCUCUCUCUGUGUGUGUGUGUGUGUGUGUGUGUGUGUGUGUGUGUGUGUGUGUGUGUGUGUGUGUGUGUGUGUGUGUGUGUGUGUGUGUGUGUGUGUGUGUGUGUGUGUGUGUGUGUGUGUGUGUGUACUCGUGCACAAGUGUUUUUAUCCUGUUACAGCGGAGGCAAUGUCCACGACAUUGUUUUCAGGAAGAUACUGUAUUUUUCGACGGACGGAUGGAUAAUAUGGGCUAAUAGUUGUGUGAAUGUAUUGAAAAUAUGCAAUAUCUGAGUUUGUAUUGAUAAGUGGGGUAUGGUGAGUUGAUAGUUGGUUAAAUGGCAUUAGGGAAAGCUAGUAUAGAGUGGGUUUAAAGGAUGGAACAGAAGCAAAAUGGUGGCUGGAACACCAAUUGGUUGAGAGGGUUAAAGUCGCCCCCAAAACUAAAAUGGAGACUUAGAUUCUGAUGGACCAAGCUUAAAGAAAGCAGACAGUCACAGAACAUUUUGAUUGAUUCCACUGCUUAAAAGAGCAUCGAGAAUACACAACAAUCAACAGGGCUAGGAUUCCAAAAUGGCCGCCAUUUGUAGGCUAAACGUUGAUGGAAGGAACACUUCAGGUUGUUACUUUUGUAGUACGAUGUACAAGAGCAGUCAAGGUGGUCUUCUGCUUCACAGAAGAAAAACCUGGGGGGAAAGAAAUAGAAAAGAAGAGAAGAAAUGAAUAGAAAACAAAGAAAAGAGAAGGUCCUUUUAUAAAGGUGUGGGAUUUUACAGGUUUUACUGUAAAUAGAGGAGGAGACAGUGCAGGGAAUGUCUGUCUGUCUGUCUGUAAGUCUGUCUGUCUGUAAGUCUGUCUGUCUGUCUGUCUGUCUGUCUGUCUGUCUGUCUGUCUGUCUGUCUGUCUGUCUGUCUGUCUGUCUGUCUGUCUGUCUGUCUGUCUGUCUGUCUGUCUGUCUGUCUGUCUGUCUGUCUGUCUGUCUGUCUGUCUGUCUGUCUGUCUGUCUGUCUGUCUGUCUGUCUGUCUGUCUGUCUAACCUGUCUGUCUGUCACCUGUCUGUCUGUCUGUUGUCUGUCUGUCUGUCUGUCUGUCUGUCUGUCUGUCUGUCUGUCUGUCUGUGUUACCUUAAAUGAAGUAUAAGACUAAUAGUAACAAGUACACCUUCAUCCGGGCCGGAUUUGGGCCCCGUGUUAAAACCUAUACGUUCUCUGUUCAGUGUGUGACUCAUUUGCUAAGUGUUGUGUUGUAUUGUUAAACGUGUGUGUACA
Molecule: messenger RNA, 5345 nt
Organism: Oncorhynchus kisutch (coho salmon)
Lineage: Eukaryota; Metazoa; Chordata; Actinopteri; Salmoniformes; Salmonidae
Product: rho GTPase-activating protein 7
Exons: 11
Coding region: 143-3451 (1102 amino acids)
Biological process (GO): signal transduction; regulation of Rho protein signal transduction; actin cytoskeleton organization
Cellular component (GO): membrane raft; focal adhesion
Molecular function (GO): GTPase activator activity; lipid binding
Source: RefSeq, a predicted model, not a curated record